AACAAAUCCCUUGCACGCUAUCCAACUAGGGCUUUUUUUUUUUUGUCACCAUUGUAUUUGUCCAUAAUGCAAUUUCUCACAUUUAUUUUCUACUUUACGGUGACUCUCUUCCUUUUCCAAAAUGUGUCCAAUGCAGAAGGCACAAAUGCCACGAGUAUCCUAGUUGAUCAGUCAGGCAAGGGACAUUUCAAAACAGUGCAAGAAGCCAUCGAUUCAAUCCCGUCAAAUAACAACAAAUGGACAAUUAUCCAUCUCAAUCCUGGUACUUACAAAGAAAAAGUUAAAAUCCCCAAAGAAAAACCAUACAUUAUCCUUAGGGGAAAGAGUAGAGAUACGACUGUGAUCGAAUAUGGUGAUUAUGGGAAUUCCAUGGAAAGUUCUACCUUCAAGUUGUUUGCUGAAAAUUUCAUGGCUCGUGGUAUCACAUUCACGAAUACAUAUGACCUCGGGAAAGAUGAGGCGAAAAAAGUUACAUGGGCACCGGCAGCCUUUAUUCAAGCAGACAAAGCAUCAUUUUUUGGGUGUGGUUUUGUUGGCAUACAAGAUACACUCGCUGACUUAACAGGUAGCCACUAUUUUAAGAAUUGCUACAUUGAAGGUUCAGUGGACUUCAUCUGGGGUUAUGGUCAAUCACUUUAUGAGAAUUGUGAAUUACAUGUAAAGACAAAAAGUAUAGGCUUGGGGAAAGCUUAUAUCACAGCUCAAGGCCGAGAACAAGAACAAGAUACCAAUGGUUUUGUGUUUAAGAAUUGUAGAGUAACAGGAACUGGUCCUGCAUAUUUAGGGAGAGCAUAUAAAAGCCACUCGAGAGUUGUGUUUUACCAGUCAACUUUCGACAACAUUAUUGCCCCAGAAGGUUGGGAUGCAUGGCAUAAUAAGGGAAAAGAGGGAGAAAUCACAUUUGCAGAGGCGGACUGCCAAGGACCAGGGGCAAGCAUGUCGAAACGUGUGAAAUGGGUGAAAACGUUAUCCUCAGAAGAAUUGGAACAGCUUGUCACUCCAAAAUUAUUCAUAGACCAAGGAAAUUGGUUGGGAGGACAACUUGGUUUUGUAUAAUCGCACACUCUCCAUGUUUAUAAUUAUUUUUAAAUUUUUUUA
Messenger RNA from Quercus lobata, 1098 nucleotides. Its product is annotated as probable pectinesterase 29. Gene Ontology annotation, molecular function: pectinesterase activity. The transcript is spliced from 5 exons. Gene Ontology annotation, biological process: cell wall modification; pectin catabolic process. Lineage: Eukaryota; Viridiplantae; Streptophyta; Magnoliopsida; Fagales; Fagaceae. The record is from RefSeq and is a predicted model, not a curated record. Bases 67 to 1056 code for a protein of 329 amino acids.